Molecule: messenger RNA, 2222 nt
Organism: Syngnathus typhle (broad-nosed pipefish)
Lineage: Eukaryota; Metazoa; Chordata; Actinopteri; Syngnathiformes; Syngnathidae
Exons: 1
Coding region: 627-2018 (463 amino acids)
Source: RefSeq, a predicted model, not a curated record
UGACGUAGUUAAGACGUUUUUGACAUUUUUCAAUGUCCUCAUGUUUUCUUAUUUGUAAUUCGUAUGUACAGCAGAAAUUGGUUUGAACAUAUUUACGAUUUCGUUUAAAUAAAAUGCGAUACAAGCUUCUUUCCACAUCGCCGUCUAUUAGCAUCUGUUGCGCGUGUAGGGCAGCCAUAGUGGAGCGAUGCAACUUUGGGUAACGUAGUAUACAGUACAGUAAAAUACCAGGAGGACCAGGAGUAGUGCUCUAUUUUUGCUUUAGCUGCAACGCUUUAAUAAAAGUAAUCGUUGUCAAUACAUUUAAUAUUUAAAUAAUUGUAAAACUAUAGCCGAUGAAUGUGACGAAUGACUUCAGAUUUGGAAUUUGGAAUGACUUCAAAUGAAAUCAGUCAACAUAGUGUUUUGCACUCAUGUGCUUGUUAUGUAGGACAGAAAAAGGGUGGUGACAUCAUCAUGACAAUGUUGCAUCACUGUGCCAAAGGCCUCCUUUCCCCUCUGAUGCAUCAUAUUAAAUGACAGGGAGUGAUGUCAUCUUUGCAGCUGCUAAUUCCAGUGCAAAUCCAAAAUUUGGAUGAGCACAUUUUCCCCUGCUAGUUCAAACUGUUAAACGUGAGAAAGUCAAGAUGCCCAAAAAGAAGGGAAAGAAGCGCAAAGGCCCAGCGGAUGACCCCAGUCUCCGCCCACAGGUCAUGAGAGACAAGCUGAAGAAGGAGAAGGCCUAUACGGCAACAAACUCCAUAAAGCUGAAGGACACCUAUCGUCUCAACCUGCGCAGGAACCGCUGUGAACAGCUCAAGGAAGAGAUAGGCGCCCUUCGGCGGACUUUUGAGCGGCGAGAUCAGGACCUGAACCGCGCCAUGGACAGGUUCGCAUGUUGCGUGCAGGACGGCGAGCGUUUCUCGGCUCAGGUGUGGCGCGUGCACCGUGAACACGUUGAGCAACUGCGUGCCAUGCAGGAGAAGCGGCUGAAUUUCCUGCAGCAGCAGUGGGACAUGGGUCAGGACGCUUUAGGCCACAGGCUGGAGGUACUGAGUGAAACAAUGGCGACCUACUUCCUGCAGUCGCGCGUGGGUUUUGAAGACACGGUGGUCCACUUGGAGCGUCACCACCAACAAGCCUUGGCCACCAUCCACAUGCUAUACAGCGAGCCCAUGGAGGCUCACUCUGUGUUUGAGAAGAGGAAGGCCUUCGAGGUGGAGGAGCUCUUCCUGGACCAGAACGUGAAGGUCCUCAAGAACCAGAAAGCCCAUAAGCGCUACAUCCAAGAGAUGGAGAGAGUGGAGCGUAUGGAGGCCAAGAAGGAAGUCUCCGUGAUGACUUCUAAGAAGGGUGUGGCGCUCUACCAUACCAUCCUCGAGACACAGUCCAGACUGGAGACCACCGAGAAGACCAACGCUGACAUGACGGCCAAGCUGACGGCGGUUCGGAACGACGCUAAGGCCAAGAUCCACAUGCUCCUCAACCAGAUGGCUCGCAACCGCGUUCCCAUUCAGAUGAUGAUCAACGAGGUGAGCAUGCACAGCAACGCCGCGGCCAACAGCUUGAGGUUGCUCAUCGCCAGGGGCGUUCAGCUCCUGAAGGUGGCCGAGAUGUGCCGCCAUUUAGAGGCUCAGCAGAAAGAGGAGCAAGUGGCCGACAAAGAAAUCAUUCCGGAAUCAGAGACACCCACUGUGGAGCCAUCGCCAAUAUACGAGUUCCCCGAGCUGAUGAAGCGCUACAAUUUCACGAAGCUCCACCAGGACGCCCUGAAGCGGCGCAACACAAACUUGCAGCGGGAGAACCAGCAGCUGCAGCUGCUUACACGGCAAUGUCUCGAAGCCAAGACCAUUAACCCGGACACCCACAACGGACCGUACAAUCCCCUGCUGCUCAAGUUGGCCCCUGUCAUGGAGAAGGACACCGCCAAGCAAGUGCAAUGUGUCAUUGAGGGAGUGAACGCCAUCAGACUACUAUCUAUAAAUGAGUUUCAUGACACACAGGCCGACAAAAUAUUUUCAGUCAGCCCCCUCCAUUGAAGGAGUUAUUAUCCUGCCCCCCGAAAUGAGUGACAUUUAUGUUAUAGAAAUCCGGUAUUAGAGUAUUUACAGCACUUAGUGUCUUUAAACACACUUAUGAAUACAUAUAAAAUUAUUUAAACACAUAAUUUAAUGAGAGACAGUGAGCAACAGCAAUUGAUAGCACAAAAGUAUUGUAAAGUGUAGUGCUCCCUAAAAGUAAAC